Messenger RNA from Hibiscus syriacus, 792 nucleotides. RefSeq lists its product as uncharacterized. The coding region runs from base 1 to 792 and encodes 263 amino acids. The record is from RefSeq and is a predicted model, not a curated record. NCBI's taxonomy places the organism in Eukaryota, Viridiplantae, Streptophyta, Magnoliopsida, Malvales, Malvaceae. The transcript has a single exon.
AUGCAACAAACUGAAGAUUCCCGGCAAAAUUUCCGAGAUGAAUCUAAUGAAGAAACGCUUUCUCUUUCUGAUCUUGUGAUGAACAAUGAUUAUUCAAAUGAAUUCUGGAACGACAAUGAUUUCUCAAAACAAGCGGAAACCGGCGAUUUGUUUGAGUUCUUCAGUGAAGAUUUUCCUGCUUCAGCCUCGAUUUUUCCGGAGAACAACAACGAAAACGACAGAAUCAUUUUUUGUGGGAAAAUAAUUUCUUACAAAGAAAAUGAAAAUCAACCCAACGUUGGAAGCAAACCGAAGAGACGAAAAUACAAAUUCGAGCAAGAAAAUGAUGAGGAAAAGAAGGAUUUCAGCUGUAGAAAUGCCAAAAAGUGUUGUUUCUUUCCCUGGAAAAUUUCAUCGCCGCCUUCAUUAUUCAAGUCAAGAACAUUUACUUCAUCAAAAUCAAAGAAAGAACCACAGACGCAGCGUUUCAACAAGGCAUUUUCAAUGCCGGCUUCCGUUUCCAAGUUCCAUUUUCCGGACAGGAAAGUAUCGACGUUGGCAACUCCGGUUAAAUCAAAGUGGUAUUUGUUUGGAGUUGGAGUUGGAAGGUUCCCAAUGGAAAUUGAGCUCAAGGACAUGAAGAUGAGACAGAGCAGGAAAUAUAGGCCAAUGAAGUUUCCAGCACCGGACGACGGCGGUUUCGGUGGCGGCCCAUCGGGAAAUGUUAGAGGUGAAAAGGGAAGAAGAUCAGGCAAGGCCUGUCGGAGGUUGCUUAAUGUUCUAGGGUGUAAACAACCAUGUUAUGAUCAUUAA